GCAUAUUUUUAAAUCCGUUUUCCAAGGUCUCUCGUGCCUCCAGUAUUUUGUCUGGUGACAAGGAGAUCCACCGCGAUGGCUUCUUUACACGAAGCCGCCGAGGCGCAGAAGACGCUCGGCAACGAAGAGUUCAACGAGAAGAACUUUGACAAGGCUAUCGAGUGCUACUCAGAGGCCAUUCGCCUGGGUCCGGAUAACCAUGUCUACUACUCUAACCGCAGUGCCGCCUAUGGCGCCGUGGGCAAAUGGGAGUUGGCCGAGAAGGACGCUCAGGAGUGCGUGAAGCGGAACCCCAAAUUUGCCAAGGGAUACCACCGCCUGGCCAAUGCGCAGCAGCAGUUGGGCCGCAAGAAAGAGGCCAUUGAGACGCUCAAGACUGCGCAGACUACGGCCACGGACACUGAUAAGGUGCCGGGCAUCAAGAAGCUACUACGCCAGCUGAACCAGGAAGUGGCACCCAAAAGCGCUGCCUCAACCCAGGGAGGAGGUCGCCAGGUGCCUAUGCACGUCGCUAAGGAGCUUCAAGAGCUGCAGCCGCAGUUCCAGAAGAUCCAGCGUGAGUUAGAACAGAUCGAAGCUAAGCUGGCGGCCUACAGUCGGCAAAAGAAGCGUCUGGCUCUCGUCGAGCGCGAGGUGGCCGACCUGCCGGAAGGUACCAAAACGUACCGCAGCAUCGGCAAGAUGUUCCUGCAAACGGACAGCGAGGAGAACGUUGCUACUUUGAAGAACGACGAGAAGCACGUGGACGAGCAGGUGUCGUCCCUUGAGGCACGUAAGAACUACUUGAACCGCCAGAAGCAGUCGGUGCAGGACAACAUCACGGAGCUCCUGGCGCAGUGCACUUAAGUCUACGGCAAUGGAUACACAGUGCAAUGGAGAGUGAUAUUGAAGUGAUCAUGGAGCAAUAGAUACAGCCACUAGCGACGCAGCGACCUCGAUUUUGAGCGUGUAGUAGUUAGGCUUCCUCCUCUUCCUCCUCCGUCGUGAGCUGUCAUAACAAAAGACCCCGUGAGUACAACUCUCCUUUGCGUUAAGAUAAUGCUAACCUCCUUACGCGUUUAUUGAGCUCC
This is a messenger RNA of Phytophthora nicotianae INRA-310, 1070 nucleotides long. RefSeq lists its product as hypothetical. The coding region runs from base 76 to 846 and encodes 256 amino acids. NCBI's taxonomy places the organism in Eukaryota, Oomycota, Peronosporomycetes, Peronosporales, Peronosporaceae. Gene Ontology annotation, biological process: protein folding. The transcript has 3 exons. Gene Ontology annotation, cellular component: prefoldin complex. Gene Ontology annotation, molecular function: Hsp90 protein binding. The record is from RefSeq and is a predicted model, not a curated record.